AUGAAAUGCUUCUGCUACGUACAAAUGAUUGGGCUAUUACAGAAGGGAAACGAUGAAGGCGAAUGUGCGUCCGUGGCACUGACCAUCGAUCAGGCUCUCGAUAUAAGAGAUUCACUUGCACAGUUACUCUACCAGCAACUGUUUGAAUGGAUUCUGCACCGAAUCAAUGCAACGACAACAAAUGGAUGCAACCAUUCGAAUGGUCGGAGCAGCGGUGGCGGAAGUUUUGCGACAAUUACGCUCGUUGAUCAUCAUGGAUUUGAACGUUCCGGUAGCAUGAAUGGUUUUGAGCAAUUCUGUAUUAAUUUGUAUAGCGAGCGACUGGAAUGGUACUAUCAACAGAAA
Molecule: messenger RNA, 345 nt
Organism: Gongylonema pulchrum
Lineage: Eukaryota; Metazoa; Nematoda; Chromadorea; Rhabditida; Gongylonematidae
Source: the annotation of a GenBank genome assembly